Messenger RNA from Psilocybe cubensis, 3399 nucleotides. RefSeq lists its product as uncharacterized. Gene Ontology annotation, cellular component: endoplasmic reticulum membrane. The record is from RefSeq and is a predicted model, not a curated record. Gene Ontology annotation, molecular function: Glc3Man9GlcNAc2 oligosaccharide glucosidase activity. The transcript has 11 exons. Gene Ontology annotation, biological process: protein N-linked glycosylation; oligosaccharide metabolic process. Lineage: Eukaryota; Fungi; Basidiomycota; Agaricomycetes; Agaricales; Agrocybaceae. Bases 1 to 3399 code for a protein of 1132 amino acids.
AUGGCCAGCGCUGCCCGCAAAGUACAGGAGCGCCUCUUUGGCAAAUCUCCCCAGAGCUCUGUUCCAGACACUCCUUCGCGUGACACUACCCCUCUCUCCAUCCACAUCCCAAAGCCUGCUCAGAGCCCCACCCCGCCCCCGCCCCGCAAGUCUGCCCCCGCCAAACCCUCUGACUCUCCCAAACCAGAUCCAGACACCACCCUCAAGGCUCUCGAUGGGUUGGGCAUAUCAGACCCCUCCUCCAACACCCCAGACGACGACAAUCGCGCUCGCACCCCAGAGCCCCUCCCCCCUUACCGCGAGCGUCUCGCCAAAAAGCUCGGUCCAGACUACAUCGGCACUGAAAAGUACCGUCUCCAGCAAGACGACGCCCGCGAGCGCCACUGGAAACGCUGGGGGCCCUAUCUCAGCGACAGGCAAUGGGCCACUGUUCGCGAGGACUACUCCGCGGACGGCGAUGCCUGGUCCCACUUCCCCCAUGCACACGCCAGAUCCCGCGCAUAUCGCUGGGGCGAGGACGGUAUUGCAGGUAUAAGCGACAACCACCAGCGUCUCUGCUUCGGUCUCUCCCUCUGGAACGGCGAGGAUCCCAUUCUCAAGGAACGCCUUUUUGGCGUCACUGGUCAUCAAGGAAACCACGGCGAGGAUGUCAAGGAGCUCUACUACUACCUCGAUUCCACACCCACCCAUUCCUACAUGAAGUUUCUAUACAAGUACCCCCAGCGCCGCUUCCCCUACGAGGAGCUCGUCGACGAAAACCAACGCCGUGGACGCGAUGUCGCAGAAUUUGAAAUCCUCGACACAGACGCCUUUGACGAAGACCGCUACUGGGACGUUUUUGUCGAGUACGCCAAAGACGAGGACGAGCCCGACAAUCUCUACAUCCGCAUCACCACCUACAACCGCGGCCCAGAUCCAGCCACCCUGCAUGUCAUCCCCCAGCUCUGGUUCCCCAACACCUGGUCCUGGCCCCUCGAAAAGCCACCCAUGCCUUCCCUCACCGGCUCCGUGCGCGGCGUAGACGAAAUCCGCUGCAUCACCGCCCGCCAUCCGACCCUCGGCAAAACCCACCUCUACGCUCUACCCUCCCCACCACCCGUGGGGCCCACCACCGACUUUGAAGUCGACGACAGCGCAGACGUCGUACAGCCAGCCUUGCUCUUCACCGACAACAACACCAACUUUAGCCGUCUAUACGGCGGGACAAACGAGACGCCCUACGUCAAAGACGCGUUCCACGACCAUAUCAUCCCAGCGCACCGCCCGCCCGCGUCGGCCUCGCAGCCAGAAGACUUUUUCGCCCCGCGCAUUCGCAGUCGCACCGCGUCGCUGUUCGGGAACGAGCGCCCGGAGGUGGUGGAGGAGGGCCCGUGCACCCCGUUCCCUGCUACACCCGGCUCGUUCGUCAACCCGGAGAUGCGCGGGACAAAGGCUGCCGCGCAGUACGUCUUUGCUGACGUCCCGGGCCACGGCGGCUGCGCCGUCGCCCGACUCAAACUCACACCUUCGCGGCUCUCCGCGGACCCCUCGCUAGAAGACGAAACGAUAUUCGACGAUACGCUCGAAGAGCGCCGUGUGGAGGCGGAUGAGUUUUACUCGAGUUUUGUGUUUGGCCCGAUUAGUGAGGAUUUGAAGCAGAUUAUGAGGCAGGCGUUUGGGGGCAUGUUGUGGACGAAGCAGUAUUAUCGGUUUGUGCAGAAGGAGUGGAUGGAGGGUGAUCCGGCGCAGCCGCCCCCGCCGCCUGAGAGGAAGUGGAUCAGGAAUAGAGAGUGGAGGCAUAUGCAUGUUGAAGAUGUGUUGAGUAUGCCUGACAAAUGGGAGUACCCGUUCUUCGCAGCGUGGGAUACAGCGUUCCAUUGCAUCCCACUCGCCGUCGUCGACCCCUCCUUCGCGAAAAAGCAACUCGACCUGCUCACACGCGAAUGGUACAUGAAACCCGACGGGCAGAUCCCCGCAUACGAAUGGAACUUUUCCGACGUCAACCCACCCGUCCACGCAUGGGCCACAUUCCGCGUAUUCAAAAUCGAGCGCAAGCUGCACGGGGGUAAAGAGGACUUGGGGUUCUUGGAGCGGGUUUUUCAAAAGUUGCUGUUGAAUUUUACGUGGUGGGUUAAUAGGAAGGAUAAAGGGGGAAAUGGGGUUUUUGAGGGGGGUUUUUUGGGGUUGGAUAAUAUUGGGGCGUUUAAUAGGAGUGAGCCGUUGCCUACGGGUGGGGAGCUGCGUCAGGCGGAUGGGACGGCGUGGAUGGCGUUUUAUUGUUUGAAUAUGUUGAGUAUUGCGUUGGAGCUUGCGAAGCAUAAUAGUGUUUAUGAGGAUAUUGCGAGCAAGUUUUUCGAGCACUUCAUAUUCAUAGCAGACGCCAUGACAUACUCCUCCUCCACCACCGACGAAUCGCGCUCGCUCUGGAACGAAACAGACGGGAUGUACUACGACGCCAUCGUUUUCGGCCCGGGCCACUCCAUCCAGCUCCCCGUGCGCUCGCUCGUCGGUCUCAUACCCCUGUACGCGACACUUGUGUUGGAGCCGGCGGUGUUGAAUCGGUUCCCGGGGUUUAAGAAGCGGAUGGAGUGGUUUGUUGAUAAUAGGCCGGGGGCGGCGGGGAGGAAUAUGGCUAAUAUGAAAGUUGGUGGGAAAGAGCAGAGAAGGCUUUUAGCGCUUGCGAGUAAAGAGCGGCUUGUCAAGAUUUUGGAAAAGAUGUUGGACGAGAACGAGUUUUUGAGCGAGCAUGGUGUGCGAUCACUUUCGAAGCUGCAUCAGGAGCAUCCGUGGGGGAUCGAUGUGCAUGGGCAGAGGUAUGAGGUUGGGUAUUGGCCGGGUGAUUCGCAGUCGGGGAUGUUUGGUGGGAAUUCGAAUUGGCGCGGUCCGAUUUGGCUAGCAACCAACUUCCUGCUCAUCGAGUCUCUCCAGCGCUUCUACCAAUACUACGGCGACGACCUCCAAGUAGAGUGUCCGACGGGUUCAGGGGAGUAUAUGAACCUUGUAGCUGUGGCGGAGGAGAUUCAGCAUCGGAUUAUUCAUAUUUUUGGACGUGAUGCCGAGGGGAGGAGAGCGACGAAUGGGGGCAAUGGAAAGUUGGAUUAUGAUCCGCAUUUUAGGGAUUAUGUGUGGUUUUAUGAGUUCUUCCAUGCGGACAGCGGGAAAGGUCUCGGAGCGAGUCAUCAGACGGGGUGGAGUGGGCUUGUGGCGUAUCAUAUCUUGCAGAGCGGUGUGAGCUGUAGGUUGCCCAAGACUCCUAGAACGCCGAGGAGUGUGUUGAGGCAUUACUUUGAUGACACGAUCGACUCGCGCUCUGAAUUUGGAGAUGAUGCGAAAUCUGCGAGCGGGUUCAGUGCGGUUGGAAGUAACUUUGAGAAUUGGGAGUUGAAUACGCUUGGGGAUAUUUCGCCGGAUGCGCUUUGA